Aegilops tauschii subsp. strangulata is the source of this 3243-nucleotide messenger RNA. RefSeq lists its product as uncharacterized. NCBI's taxonomy places the organism in Eukaryota, Viridiplantae, Streptophyta, Magnoliopsida, Poales, Poaceae. Gene Ontology annotation, molecular function: 1,4-dihydroxy-2-naphthoyl-CoA thioesterase activity. Gene Ontology annotation, cellular component: peroxisome. The record is from RefSeq and is a predicted model, not a curated record. Gene Ontology annotation, biological process: phylloquinone biosynthetic process.
UUGGAUCCCAUCUCUCUCGUUUUCCUCGAUCCCCUUUUUCCAUCCCACGCCGCUGCCAGAUUCCGGCGAUCCCCGCCGUUCCCCACCGCCUAGCUCUCCUCCCCGAGGUCACCUCUCCCCGCUCACCAUCUCCACCGACCGGUUUCUCUCCUCGCCCAGGAGAGCCACGCCCAGGCACUAGUGGUGGUGCACCGCGAGGAGGCCCCAGCGGCGUCGAGCUGCUGUUGCUACGGGCACAGCGAUGUCGGCGUGGUCAGGAUGGUCGCAGCCCUUCAAGAUUCUCAACGGCGUCGUCUCGGCGCUGAUGGCGGAGUCGACGGCGAGCAUCGGCGGGUACAUGGCAUCGGGGUACCGGAGGGUGGCCGGCGUGCAGCUCUCCAUCAACCAUCUCAAAAGCUCACCCGCCUCGGCGACCGCAUCGAGGCCAAGGCGAACCCCAUCCGGUACCUCGACCCCGACGCGUCCUUGGACAAGGACCAGCUGCUGGACGCGGUGCAUUGGAUCCGGCAGGCGGUGGGGCUCGCCUGCGGCCUGCUCUGGGGCGCCGUCCUCCUCGUCGGCGCCUUCUGGAUCGCCCUGUCAGUCCUUCCCUCCCUCCAUCCUCAAAGCCCCAACCUUCUUCUUUCCCUUCAGACAUAGGCAUAGAUUCAGGUUCAUUGUUAACUGAAUUCGUAAGCUCAUCUCACACUGAAUUUGGGACCUCUUUCCCAUCGUGUAGUAUAGUACUAGCAAGUCGGUCACACAUGAAUUAGUAGAUGAGUCUAGCGAUUCUGUUAACUGCAUUAUUUCAGAAACCCGCUUUGUUUUGCCUUUCAUUGAUCUCCGUGACAGGUCAGAGGAGGUGAAGUGAGUGUUAGAUUCGCUGCGAAUUGGAGGUUCGUUAGCCUCGUCUCUGAGCACUCGUCACCAGCUCGGCAACAAGCAUCGCAGUGGUUAUGCGCUUUAUCUGGUAUUAGAUGUGACAUGAGGUGUUCAAUCAGCUCUUUGUUUGGCGUGGCCGUCAGCAAACCAACGCAAUUGCCGCAUAUAUGUAGUGGGAUAUGAACUGCUCUUAGUUUCUCUGUGCUCAUUAUUAGUUCAAUAAAUUGGCAAAUGGCUGCUGAUGUAUGAUUGGCUGGCUUUGUUCAUCUUGCUAGAGUUACUUGGAAAUAUUGACAUUCUCAAACCAAAUAUGAGGUGCCCUUUAUUCAGUCCAUGGGAGUAUAUGUAAGUUGACUGCUUCAAACCCAAUCCGUGCUUGCUGUUUAGUGAAUAAAUAUGCUGGUAGAAUAUUGCAAACUUCGUAACAUGAAUAAAUAUUUGAUGGUAAGUUGCGAUGAAGAUUAAAAUUGUAUUCCCCCGUAGAAAAGAAGAUUAACAUUUUAUUACAUACACUAAUCUAUCUAGCACCAAUGUCACGCAGUCAAUUUCCUUUAUCCUUAGCAUUUUUAUGACAUACCAUCUUCUAUUUAGAAUCUUUGGUUGCAAUCAGUUCUUUUUUCCACAAAAAUGAAAUCGGUUUCUUUUACUUUUAGCAUAUGUACUUAACAACUAAGGUGCCAGGUGCCAGUGAAAAAGUAAAUUUAUUUUUAUUUAGUAUUUGGUGGAUCCUCUGUUUUUAUAGGUUUCGACAUUGCUGCCUCCAUAUAGCUUUUUGCUGAUAUACGUUGACGGUUUGAUGUGUCGCUCCUAGUCCGAAUGUUAGUUUUUUUACUGGACCUUCCUUUUUGACUGGACAUUGUUUAUAUACGUGACUGAUUCGUAAUCCAGCUGAACUUUCUUUUCAUGUACAUGAUGGAGUAUACAUCCAUAUAUUAUUGUACGUGUCGGAUGAUAGACUUGUGCAUUUAAUUAUGAUGCAUGUCUUCGAAUAUACUCCCAUUAUGCAUGUUUUUAGACUUUUUUUUAAUAUUGUUGCUGUUAUUACGUGCGUAGUGCCGUGGAGAUGAAAUAACAUGCUCGUGUACUAAUUGACUAUACGCUAGCCUGGCUUGCCGUUGGAAGGUGGCGUAUGGACUAUGGACUCCUUUUUCUUAAGCUGGCCAUGUGAUUCCUUUUGCCUAUAAGCUGGCCGUGCCGUUGGCCGUGUGGACUUUGUAUGCCUUUACGCCGCCAUCAAGUUGAGGUCAACGAAUCACUGCCGUUCAUUUAUCAUAACUUUGUAAUUUUGAAUCUCCUCCUUUUGUUUUCUAUCGUUUUAAUAAUAUUGAAUCUCCUCCAUUCGUUUUCUAUCUUUUUAACAAUAUAAUAGAUUUGAUUUUGGUAGUACCGUUGAAUUUGGUUGCUGCUAUUCAUUUAUGUAUGUGAAGGAAUUGGAUAAUGUGCUCUUUUUUUGUUUGCAAAAUGAAGGACCCUGCAUCCAGGUAGUGGGAAUAGUUAGUCCUUGCUAGCAAUAGUAGUAGCAUUAUUCACUGUGGAGUGUGAGGGAAUUUGAUGAUCAUCUACCUUUGCCUAUCAUCUACUUCUGAUGUUUUCCCUGAAAGUGACACGUGAUCUUCCUUUGUUUUUCUUUAGCUGAUAGUAUGAUAACUGCUUGCUUGGCAGAAGUUAUGGUUGUGAUGUUUCUUAAGUAAAUAAAGAAACUGAGAUUUAGUUCGAUUUGGAGCGCCUCUUGUUGUACCACGGUUCCUUCUCUUAGAGCUGUACUUGUACUGCAGGUUUUGGAUUGGGAGGGGAAAAUGCUCUUCUUUCAGUCUCUGUUGAAGUCAAACCCAUCCAUGCAAAAUCUGUACUUAGUAGAAUUAAUGUAGAUGAAUAUAUAUGCCUUGCAGUUUUAUCGUGCAUGCCAUUCAACUAACUUGCUCUUGUCCAUGCAGAUGGAGUAGGAGGACGAGCAACAGCAGCAAAUCAGUCUAAUGAUGACAGGGUGCGGGAGGCAAUGGUGAUCAUGUUGAUGGCAUGAAGAAGGCUGAUGACCACAACCUGGACCUGUUGGCAUUUAGAGAUGGCAAACACAGGCGGCGUGGAGACAGUAACCUGGACCACCCACCUCCCUUGCCUUUUUAAUUUUGGUUGUGGUGGUUGCAUCACCGGCGCGGUCGCAAAUCAGUAUGUAGUGUGCUUGUGGAGUUGGUUCUGGACUGCAGUGUCCAUCCAGUAGGUUAGGUGUUGUUGCUGCUAGAUCCCAUGAUGCUCACCUAAGUUUUGUGUUAUGUGGAGGCCAACCUUUGUGAUCUUAUUUGUCGACACUUGUGUGAUCUCGUCUUACUUUGUGGUACAGGUCGUAUGACAUAUGUUUUUAUAGAUGAUCUUGUGAUGUUCUUA